Molecule: messenger RNA, 1272 nt
Organism: Miscanthus lutarioriparius
Lineage: Eukaryota; Viridiplantae; Streptophyta; Magnoliopsida; Poales; Poaceae
Source: the annotation of a GenBank genome assembly
AUGGCAUCGCCCUCGUCCCCAGCAGCCGCACUCAAGCUGGUGCUGAAGCUGGUGCUGAUCCACCUCCUGCGCGGCGCCUCCGACCUCGCGUCCGUCGCCACCACGCACGCCAAGCUCGUCAAGGCCGGCGUCGCGUCCCCCCUCGCCUCCUGCAACCAUCUCCUCGCGGCCUACUGCAGCUGUGGCGCGAUGGGCCGCGCUCGCGACCUGUUCGACGGAAUAAGGGACCGGGACGUCGUCUCCUGGACGAAGCUCAUGUCCGGGUACGCCGCCGCCGCCGCCCGGCCCCGGUACGCCAUGUCCCUCCUCCGCGCCAUGGGCUCCAGCGGCGUGCGGCCUAACGCGGUCACCUUCUCGACGGCCGCCUGCGCCUGCGCGCGCCUCGCGGACGCGGGGCUCGGACGGCAGGUGCACGCCCGAGCGGAGGUUGCCGGGUGCGUGCGCGACACCGUCGUCGCCACUGCGCUCCUCGACAUGUACGGCAAGGCCGGCGGCGUCGAGGACGCGCGCGCGGUGUUCGACGCCAUGGCCGCGCCGGCGAGGAACGCCGUGUCUUGGGGCGCCAUGCUGGCCGUGUACGCGCAGAACGCGCUCGGGGACGAGGCGAUCCGGCUCUUCGCCGACCUCAGGACGCGUGGCGGCGGCGUGGCGCCCAACCACUUCAUGCUGGCGAGCGUCGUGAGCGCGUACGCGGGCAUGGCGCGUCUGGGUAUCGGCAGGUGCGUCCAUGGCGCUGUCCUUCGGCUUGGGUAUGGAAACAAUGACGUGAUUUCAGUGUCUCUGGUUGACAUGUACUCCAAGUGCGGGUGCUACGAGUAUUCAAGGAAGGUGUUCGACAGGAUCAAACAGCCGUCGGUCGUCACUUACACCUCCAUCAUCCUUGCCGCAGCAAAGUACGGCCGCUGGAGAUGCGCACUAACUUUGUUUGACGAGAUGUUAGACCAAGGUGUGCAGCCAAAUGAUGUCACUCUGCUUGGUGUCAUGCAUGCUUGCAGCCAUUCUGGUCUUGUUGACACCGGCCUUCAGCUCCUCCGCUCUAUGCAGAGCAAAUACGGCGUUGCUCCAUGCCCCAGCCACUACACAUCUGCGGUUGACAUGCUCGGCCGGGCAGGGCGGCUCGAGGCGGCAUUUGAGCUGGCACAGCUUGAAGGCAACGAUGCCCUCUUGCUGUGGAAUUCCUUGCUGUCAGCUUGCCGGACACAUAAGCGCCUAGACCUAGCAACCAUGGCUGGUCAAAUGGGUCUAUCAAGGGCAAACCUGCUGAUUAAAUAA